Populus euphratica (Euphrates poplar) is the source of this 2002-nucleotide messenger RNA. Its product is annotated as probable polygalacturonase. Gene Ontology annotation, biological process: carbohydrate metabolic process. Lineage: Eukaryota; Viridiplantae; Streptophyta; Magnoliopsida; Malpighiales; Salicaceae. The transcript has 5 exons. The record is from RefSeq and is a predicted model, not a curated record. The coding region runs from base 185 to 1711 and encodes 508 amino acids. Gene Ontology annotation, molecular function: polygalacturonase activity.
UUCCCUUCCCUUGCAACACACUCUAUUUCUUAUUUGGUAGUUAGCAACAUCUCACCUAGAAAAAAGAACAAAACCCUUAUAGAUCCAGCAGCAUGCACCACAGCAAAAUCUGCCAUUUCCAUUCCCAUCUCUACUUUCCUCCUUUCACAAUAGCUAUUCCCAAUUACCAAUAUUAAUCAUCAUCAUGGUAGAGACUAUUGCAUCCCCACUCACCAGUCGUUUCAAUUACCAGAGGCUUGACCUUAAACGCUGCGUUCCUGCUUUUUUGUCUUCUCACAAAAUUCUCUUCACUUUCCUUUGGAUCGCUGCCUUCGCCUCCGUCUUUCUAUGGCAACGCAAUGCCGUCCGUGGUGGUUUUGUCGCUUUCUGGUUUGGACCCGUCCGCCCCAUCCCCAAACUGCGUCCUGUGGCGUUCAAUUUGACCGAUUUUGGCGCCGUCGGUGAUGGCAUUACUCUAAAUACCGAGGCUUUUGAGAGGGCAGUUUCGGCAAUUUCGAAAUUGGCCAGGAGAGGUGGUGGCCAGCUUAAUGUGCCUCGUGGGAAAUGGUUAACGGCACCGUUUAAUUUGACUAGUCAUAUGACUCUGUUUCUUGCUGAGGAUGCUGUUAUACUUGGAAUCCAGGAUGAGAAGUAUUGGCCUUUAAUGCCUCCAUUGCCUUCAUAUGGGUAUGGGAGAGAGCAUCCUGGACCUCGAUAUGGAAGUUUAAUCCAUGGUCAAAACCUCAGAGAUAUUGUUAUAACAGGACACAAUGGUACCAUAGAUGGACAGGGUCAAACAUGGUGGAAGAAGUAUCGCCAAAAGCUUCUCAACCACACUAGGGGUCCCCUUGUGCAGAUAAUGUGGUCGAGUGACAUUGUGAUUAUGAACAUAACACUACGCAAUUCCCCAUUUUGGACACUUCAUCCAUAUGACUGCAAGAAUGUAACAAUUAGGAAUGUUACAAUUCUGGCUCCCAUUUUUGAAGCCCCAAAUACUGAUGGAAUUGAUCCUGAUUCAUGUGAGGAUAUGGUAAUUGAAGACUGUUACAUAAGUGUGGGGGAUGAUGCAAUUGCAAUAAAGAGCGGAUGGGAUCAGUAUGGAAUUGCAUAUGGACGACCUUCAACGAAUAUUCUCAUCCGUAAUCUUGUAGUUCGCUCCAUGGUUAGAUGGCAACUGAGAUCCACCCUGGCUGAAUUUUGUAUUAGUGCCGGCAUAUCAAUUGGCAGUGAGAUGUCAGGUGGGGUAUCAAGUGUUACCGUGGAGAACCUCCUUGUUUGGAGCUCAAGGCGUGCAGUUCGGAUCAAGACUGCCCCUGGAAGAGGUGCAUAUGUUCGAAAUAUAACCUACAGGAACCUGACAUUUGACGAUGUAAGAGUUGGAAUUGUUAUCAAGACAGACUACAAUGAACACCCUGAUGAGGGUUAUGAUCCAAAGGCUGUUCCAACACUCCAGGACAUAAGAUUCAGUGGAAUCCAUGGCCAAGGAGUUCGUGUGCCUGUUCGCAUGCAUGGGAGUGAAGAAAUUCCAAUUAGGAAUGUGACUUUUCAGGAUAUGUCAGUGGGGUUAACUUACAAGAAAAAGCAUAUAUUCCAGUGCGCCUUUGUUCAAGGUCGUGUUAUAGGGACGAUCUUCCCUGCUCCAUGUGAAAACCUUGAUCGAUAUGAUGAGCAAGGAAAGCUGGUUAAGCUCUCUGUCUCCCAAAACAUAACAGACAUAGAUUAUGAUUUUUGACACGUCAACACAUCUCAACUCCCCUUAACCUUUCUGAAGGCCAAUGACAUUGUAUGAUAGGUAUGACUCUAUCAUACAAGCCAGACAGAUGACGUUGGAGCAGUUCAGGCUUCUUCUUAUGGUGUUCCAAUUUUAUUGCUUGCUUCAUUUGUAUAUACAGAUUUUCAUACAUUUCUAAGGUUUGUGAAAUGCAUAGCAUUACAAUUACAAGAAAAACUAAAUUGUGUGGUUGUUCUACUGUAUAUGACAAGCACUAUGAGUGCUCUCAAUGAUUUCAAUUGUUUUUUUUUU